GCCUUACAAUCCUUAUACACUCUCCUCAAACACAAGCUACUUGUCAAGUCGCCGUCUCUGCGUCAGCGGUCAUCGUCGAUUCCGGCCUGUUGGUCGCCUGUCCACUCUUCACCGAUGGCUAGAAAAGGUCGGUUUACCAAGAAAGCUAGAUCAGGACCAGCAUGCCAGCAAUCUCAAAAGGCUCCGGCUCUGGCUCUGGCUACGUUUCCGGCUUCGGAUGUCCACCAAGUUGACUCUGAAAUUCCCCCAGCAAGCUGUGGUAGUGUCCAUACUACCGUACGCCCGUUCCGUCCACCGCGCAGUGAACCAAGGCCUGCUCCACAGACGAGUACUUACAGCAGUCAGAACUCGAAGCCGGGACACGUACACUUGGAAUGCAAUGCUCAUGAGGAGGAUUCUAUUGAUCAAGAAGUUGAAAACAUCUCUGUUGCUUCUAGAGCUCAGAGUCGGAAAGGACGGAAGACCACAGAGUAUUGGGCGGUUAAGAUCAUCGAUUCCAAUGGCACAAUCAAGCCGGCUAAACUGAGUGUGAGGGAGGCUAUGGAGCGGCCCAAUGGUAGAAGAAUCAUGCUUAGGUUCAACAGUGAAAAACAAGCAGUUGGAGACGAAGCUGGACUGUUGAGCGGCGUUCUUGGCAUGCUGGGAUCUGAUUACGGAAAAUUUCCUAUAUGUGAGGAAAGUUGGCGUCAUGUUACCACUAAAGAAAAAGUUUAUUACGAAUGUGUCAAGCAAAUCUUCCAGUUUGAUGAAGAUAGUGAAGGAAUCAUAAAAAAAAAUAUUUUGAAAAGCAUGGGGAAGUCCUGGAAAGAUACAAGGUUGAGGUUGUAUGAUGAUUGCUACGAGCCAACACUAUCGAUUGAAGAAAAUAUCGAGAAUCGUCCCCCUAGAAUUGAUCGAGAUCACUGGAGAUGGUACCUUGAUUAUCGCGCCAAACCUGAGACCAAGGAGAAGUGCAAGAAAAAUGCAAUAAAUCGGUCAAAACAGCUGUAUACCCACACUGGCGGUUCGAAAAGCCUGGUUCGGCAGAGGGAAGAAGAGUCAGAACAAGAAGGAAGGAUAAUCGGUAGAGGAGAGCUGUGGAUCAAGGUUCAUAAAAAAAGGGAUGGCUCUUAUAUUAAUGACGAGGCAAGAGAAAUUGGUGAAAAACUUCUGGAGAUUGAGCAACUGGAUGAGUCUUCUAGAGUCUUGUCCCAAAAUGACUCCCUUGCUCAGGUUUUCGGAAGAGAGAAACCGGGUAGAAUGCGUGGAGUGGGUUUCGGACCGACUCCUAGUCAACUCUUUGGUACAAAUUUCCAACCGUCAGUAAACAGAGUCCAAGAAGAGGAGACGCAAAGGAAGCUGAAUGAACUACAGACAGAACUGAAAGCCGAGAAGUUGAAAAGAAAGGCGAUGGAAGAUGAAGCAGCAGCAGACAAGAAAAGGAUAAAGGUAAUGCAGAGUGCUUUGAUUUAUCUUUUUCAACGGCAGGGUGAGGAGCUGCCACCAGAGAUUGCUGCAGGGAUGUGUUCAACAGAAUGAUAUAGUAAAAAAUAGUACUUUAGGAUUGAAAUUAUUUUGGAUUGAUGCAUACUUUUUUUAAAGUAGACUUUGCAACUCUUAGCAAGAGAGAUAUUUUGUUGAUAUUUUGAUAAAUACAUUUUGGU
This is a messenger RNA of Arachis stenosperma, 1643 nucleotides long. RefSeq lists its product as uncharacterized. The transcript has 7 exons. Bases 115 to 1518 code for a protein of 467 amino acids. Lineage: Eukaryota; Viridiplantae; Streptophyta; Magnoliopsida; Fabales; Fabaceae. The record is from RefSeq and is a predicted model, not a curated record.